Messenger RNA from Neltuma alba, 1501 nucleotides. RefSeq names its product probable F-box protein At4g22030. The coding region runs from base 160 to 1398 and encodes 412 amino acids. The transcript has a single exon. Lineage: Eukaryota; Viridiplantae; Streptophyta; Magnoliopsida; Fabales; Fabaceae. The record is from RefSeq and is a predicted model, not a curated record.
AAUGAGCCGGUCAAUAUGGUCCUAAUCUGACCCCUUCUCAUUCUUCAUCAGUUCAUCGUCUUCCUUCCCUCUAUAUAUAUGACCCAGAAGUGCCCUCCCCAUCCAUAGAAAACACUAACCACAACCAGGUUCAAGUGCAACAAACCAAUCCUGAAAUUAAUGGCUUCCCUGAACACUUCGUCUUUUCUUUCUUCUUCGAAAAGAGUAGUACCUGUCAACGCCUCCAUAAAUGUCCCCAAAUUCCCAGAAAUUCCUUUCUCAUCAUCAUCAAAGCUCCCGAGCAGGAUGCUCUUCGAAGAACUCAACGGCUUCUCCCAUUCAAUACUUCCCUCUCAAAACACCAACCUCACCGUCUCCCAAUCUCACGACGACCUGAUUAGAUCAGAACUCUAUGUGAUCCUCGAAGCAGUGGCCGAUCGAGUAGAGAUGCAUCACAACAUCGGCGAGCAGCGCGACAACUGGAACACCCUCCUCCUCAACUCCAUCAACAUGAUCACCCUCGCUGCGUCCACCAUGGCCGGAGUCGCCGGGGUCGCUGCUUCCAACGGAGCAGCUCUUCUCGCUUUUAAGCUCUCCUCCGGCCUCCUCUUCUCCGCCGCCACUGGGAUGCUUGUCAUAAUGAACAAGCUUCAGCCGUCGCAGCUGGCUGAGGAGCAACGUAACGCAACGAGGCUUUUUCGGCAGCUCCAGAACGAGAUCGAGACCAAACUCGCGAUAGGAAAAGUGAACGAAAAGGAUGUUAAGGCCGCAAUGGCCAAGGUCCUGGCUCUCGAUAAAGCUUACCCGCUUCCUCUUUUGGGAGCAAUGAUCGAAAAAUUUCCAAGCAAGUUCGAACAUGCAACAUGGUGGCCUUCUUCAUCACCAAAGGGAACCACCUUACAAUCCAAGGAAGCUAAGAAUGGAUGGAACGAAGGACUAGAGAUGGAGUUAAAAGAAGUUAUGGAAGUAGUGAAGAAGAAGGACAUAGAAGACUACGAGAGACUUGGGAACCUGGUGUUGAAGGUAAACAAGAGUCUGGCAAUUGCUGGGCCUUUGCUUACUGGAGUUGCAGCAGUGGGAUCUAUGUUCAUAAGCCCAGAAUCAUCGUGGUCGGCGAUUGUGCCGGCGGUGGCGGGGGCCUUGUCGACGGCCAUAAACGGCUUUGAGCACGGUGGCCAAGUGGGGAUGGUGGCUGAGAUGUACCGGAACUGUGCAGGAUUCUUUGAAAUGUUGGAAGAUUCAGUUCAAGAGGCGAUUGAAGAAGAUGUGGAGAGAAGAGAGAACGGAGAACUGUUUGAGAUGAAGCUGGCUUUGAAAUUGGGAAGGAGCUUGUCACAACUUAGAGACCUUGCCAAGAAAUCAGCUUAUUCUCGGGUAGAAGGAGCUGACGUCGAUGAAUUCGCCAGCAAACUCUUUUAGCCAUCAAUAAUUAAUGAAUAGUCCCAUUCACUAUUAGUCCAACAUUUUUGUUUAUUGAUCCUACCCAACGUAGAAAUUAAUGCAGAGGUUUUAUUUUUGUUUA